Molecule: messenger RNA, 1983 nt
Organism: Rotaria sp. Silwood2
Lineage: Eukaryota; Metazoa; Rotifera; Eurotatoria; Philodinida; Philodinidae
Source: the annotation of a GenBank genome assembly
AUGAAUUUUGAAUCUGAUGAUACCGAUAAUGAUGAUAAUAUAUUACUCGACAACGAUACUUCAACGGAUGAAAGUGAAUAUGGUAAAAAUUCGAAAACUAUGCUUAUUGAACAUAAGAACAAACCAUCAAAUACUCAAUCCGAUUCCUCUUACAAUACUUAUUUAGAAAUAUAUGAACAAAUAUAUAAAUUCUAUUGUGUCGAUGAACAUAAAAAAUGGCAAUUAUUAUUCAAUGAUAUUAUUAAACAAUCAUCAACACCUUAUCAAGUACUUUAUAUGUUUUUGGAUCAUACAUUAAGUACAACAAAUAAUAAAAAACAUAAAAUGGUUAUACCAUUUAUUGAACAAUUUAAACAAAUAAAAUUAUCAAAUAAAAAUAUAGAAUUAGAUGAAACAAUUAAACAUAAUAUUCUAUUAAAAAUUUGUCGUCGAUGUAUAUUUAGUCAAUUAGAAUCCAUAAUUGAUAUAUUUGAUUUACGUUCAAUAGAUAAUCGAUUAAUAGUUAUUGAUUUUAUAAAUAAACAAAUUGAACAACAUCAAGAUUUAAUAUUUAUUUCACAAUUGACGAAAAUUUUAAAACUUUUAGAAAUUAAUGCAAUAUCAUUUGAAAAAAUUAUUAUACCACUUAUAUUUAAAUCACAAUGGGAAACUAUUAAAUUUAUUGUUGAAGAUGAUAAAAUACUUCAAAGAAAAUUACUUCAAACAAUUGAUGUUUUAAUUUCAACCGAUAAAAUAAAAGUUCGUAGUUUAUUGACUCAAUAUUCAAGUAAUAUAAAUUCAUAUUAUAUUGAUAUGCAUAUAUUAAAACGUGCUGCAAGAAAAUUACUUAAACAAUAUAAUUUUGAUUUACAUGAUUUUCCAAAUUUAGCAAUGCAUGAAAAAAUAACUUUUCUUAAAACACUUUUUGUAAGAAAAUAUUUAGAAAGAAAAAAUACUUGUGAUGACGAAGAUGAUCAAUCAUGGAAUGAACAAAUUAAAGAAUUAAUUCAUGAUAAUCAUGAUUUAAAAAUAAAAUUAAUUGAUCUCUGUAUUGAUUAUACUGAUCUUGAUUCUGCUGUUGAAUGGACUCGUUUUUAUAAUCUUGAAGAUUUUGAAAUUCCUGAACAAGUACAAAUUCAUCGUCAAAAUAUUCUUAAAGGUGAUACAAUCACUCAAACAAUAUCAAUUAAACCAUCAAGUUGUUUAACUAAACAAAUAAAAGAUAAUAUCUAUAAACCAACUGUUAUUCUAUCAGAUAUUGUUUAUAUUGAACUUGAUUCUGAUGUUGAUCCAUUUUUGAAUCGAUUUGAAUGUGCUCGUUGUAAUGUUGGUUCACAUUUACCAUUUGUUGGUUUUGAUUGUGAAACAUUUAUGGAUCCAACACAACGAACACUUAGUUCUCAAAUAAUAUCAACAAUUCAAUUAGCAAGUUUAUUAUUAUCACGUAAUCAAUAUUUAUAUGGCAUAUUUGAUAUGCUUGCAUUACGUUUACAAUUUGAUAUAAAAUCUUUGGCUGAAUUAGCUCAACGUCUUUUUUGUUCACGAGAUUUUAUUCUUCUUACAUAUAAUUAUGCUUGUGAUACAUCAUCACUUAUUGAAAAUUAUCCAUCAAUGAAUGAUGCACUUAUGCAAGGAACAGCUGUUAUUGAUUUAUUUCGUGUACAACAAUAUAUUUCUGAACAUUUUCCUCAAGUAUUUCCAUAUUACGAUCCAUUAUUAAAUUCAAAAUCUCGUGGUUUAAGUGAAUUAGUUCGUCUUUGUUUUGGUAAACCACUUGAUAAAUCUAUGCAAACAAGUGAUUGGCGAAAACGACCACUUAAACAGGCACAACUUAUAUAUAGCGUAUUAGAUGCUCGAGUUCUUGUUGAUAUUGCAUUAUUAAUUGAAAAUCGUACACAUAGUUUACAAAUACCAUGGUCAUGGUCGCAUUUUAAAGGUUAUAUAUGGACAAACAAAGCAUUUAAAAAACGAGUUGGUAUGAGUCAAAAAUUAGAGAAUAGUUAA